Boleophthalmus pectinirostris (great blue-spotted mudskipper) is the source of this 750-nucleotide messenger RNA. RefSeq names its product transmembrane protein 17 (gene tmem17). The transcript has 5 exons. Bases 69 to 623 code for a protein of 184 amino acids. Gene Ontology annotation, cellular component: ciliary transition zone. The record is from RefSeq and is a predicted model, not a curated record. Lineage: Eukaryota; Metazoa; Chordata; Actinopteri; Gobiiformes; Gobiidae. Gene Ontology annotation, biological process: non-motile cilium assembly.
AAGGCGGAGCGUUUUUCAGCCAUGUCCGCAUCUGUGCUGCUGAACGGACUCUCCGUACAAAAUCCACAAUGGAGUUACCAGAGACCCUGAGAAAACGCCUGGAAGACUUUUCUCGAAAUGUUUUAUUUGACCCAAACCGGAGCCCCGCCGCCACGAAAGACCCCGAGCCUUUUCUGCUAAACGAUGAACGGGUUCUGUCCAGUCUCCAGCUCCAAAUGUCCCUGUAUUUUAACAUGUGGUUCUUUCCGUUUUGGUGGAUCAGUGAAAUUGUAAUGCUGAAUCUCAAGUAUCCCUCUUUGUCAGAAUACUACAAGUUCAUCCUGGUGACUAUUCUCAUUGUAAUGACUUGUAUUGAAGCCAUUCGUCUGUAUCUGGGUUACUCUGGAAACCUGCAAGAAAAGGUUCCAGAGUUGGCAGGUUUUUGGCUGUUGAGUAUUCUGCUGCAGCUGCCCUUGAUUCUCUUCCAACUUUUUAACGAAGCGAUUCUAAUACAACCACUGGAAAGAGGAGUUCAUAUAGUUCUUUCCAUAUUUAUACUAACACAGGCUCUUGCUGGUUUCAUCGCACUCCAGGACCUCGUCAGACACACGGAGAGCCAGUUUCAUCUCAGACAAUUCAACUGAACUAUUAACCCUGCUAAAUAUGUUGCCUUAAUGUAAAUGUAGAAAAUGCAGUAUGUGAUGUUGAGUGUAUGAAUUAAAUUUUGUAUCAGAGUUUUUUGUAUGUGUGCAAAAUAAAACGAAAAACUUA